This is a messenger RNA of Clavispora lusitaniae ATCC 42720, 1146 nucleotides long. RefSeq names its product protein geranylgeranyltransferase type I subunit (gene CDC43). Gene Ontology annotation, cellular component: CAAX-protein geranylgeranyltransferase complex. Gene Ontology annotation, molecular function: CAAX-protein geranylgeranyltransferase activity. The record is from RefSeq and is a predicted model, not a curated record. Lineage: Eukaryota; Fungi; Ascomycota; Pichiomycetes; Serinales; Metschnikowiaceae. Gene Ontology annotation, biological process: protein geranylgeranylation.
AUGUCCUUGUUAUUCGAGAAACACGCCAAAUACUUUGAACUAUGUUCCCAUUCUCUUCCAUCGAAAGCACAGUCUGAGGAUGCAAACAAAUUGACACUCGUUUACUUUGUCCUUCAUGGAUUGGGUUUGAUAGGGCAAUUGAACAGAAUUGGAGAUACCACUCAACAUAUCGCAGACAUUUACAAACAAUUGAUUCCUCUUCAAAAUAAGGAGAUGUUGGCAUUUCGGUCCAGCCAAACGUUUGCGCUCGAUCCCGGGCACAAUGACUACGACCUCCCAAAUCUCUCAGCCACAUUUCUUGCAUUGGCGAUACUCUUACUGUUGAAGGAAGACUACUCCAAGACUUUGGAUCGUCACAAAAUCAUGCGUUUUGUUAGCCAAUGUCAAGUCAAGUCCGGCCCAGAUAAAGGAUCUUUUUGUCCUGUUUUAGAUACCGACGGUAAUCCGUGGGGUGAGACAGAUCUAAGAAUUUGUUACAUGGCUACGCUGAUUCGUAAGUUAGUGGGCUAUGAUCUUUUACCAUCCUCAGAAAGAAAAAAUGAUAUCAAUUUGGAUGAAUUGAGGAAAUUCAUCCUUGACAAAGUAAAUUACAACGGAGGGUUAUCUUCUCGUUCGCACACAGAGUCACAUUCGGGUCUCACGUUUUGUGGAAUAGCUGCUCUAAAAUUAAUUGGUCAUAACUUCUCUGGCCAUGAAGACUGGGUUGAACUCACCAAGAAAUGGUUGGUUCAUCGACAAGUGGAUUAUCCGGAAUGCUUAUAUGAUGAACAAGAGUAUGAGUACUAUGACCAUGAAGAUAUUGGAGGAUUUAAUGGGCGGGAAAAUAAAUUUGCUGACACGUGCUACUCUUGGUGGGUAGUUGGUCUGUUAAAGCUAAUCGACACUGAUGGAGUGGGUUUAAUAAAUGGAGAUAUGGUGGUGGAUUAUCUUUUGAACCACACGCAGCACAAACUAAUAGGCGGCUUUGGAAAAGAUACAGAGGCCUUCCCAGACCCUUUCCAUUCAUUUUUGGCGAUGGCAAGCCUCUCGCUCAUCAAAUAUAAUAGCAAUGUCACUUUCAGUGGUGACCAAGAGCUAGCGGAAAUAGAUCCUGAGCUAAUCAUCACCAUGGAUGCAAGGCGCUUUUUAGACCGUAUUUGGUCAUGA